AUGGCGGAUGCGACGCCGCCAGCCACGAUGCGCCUCUUUGGUGCCAAUGGCUCGCCCUACAGCGUCAAGGUGCGAUCCUAUCUCCGCUACAAGCGGAUCCCGCAUGAGUGGCUCGUGCGGAACUCGGCUGAACGGAUGCAGGAGCACCAGAAAUAUGCCAAGCUGCCGCUGGUUCCCACCUUGGUGACGCCCGAUGGAGAGGGUUUGCAGGACAGCACACCCAUCAUGGAAGAGAUGGAGAAACGCUUCCCUGAGCGAAGUAUCCAUCCUCCAGGGGCAGUGUCGAAAUUUAUCUCAGAGCUGCUGGAAGAGUUUGGAGAUGAAUGGGGUAACAAAUGGAUGAUGCAUCUUCGUUGGUACAGCAGCUCGUCAGCUCUUUCGUCGGAGGUCUUCGCACGGCGCGCUGCGGCGGAGUUUUGUUCAGGUUCCCCUGAUGCAGAUGCCAUGACGGCCGUGGCGAAGAGCUUUAAGGAGCGGAUGCAGCAGCGAAGCUUUACGGUGGGUUCCAACUCGACCACGGCUCCGAUCAUCGAAAAGUCCUACAUGGAGACUCUUCAGCUGCUCGAGAAGCACUUGAGCGACCGGCCCUUCCUCUUCGGACAGUCGCCGGCGCUGGCGGAUUUUGGCCUGUCCGGGCAGCUCCUCCAGUGCUUCGGAGAUGUCUUAGCGGGGGAACUGAUGCGCAUGCACGCACCAAGAGUGGCGCUCUGGUGCGAGGUCAUGGCGAAUCCGCAGCCAGAAGGUGACUUCGAAGAGUGGAAGACCUUGGCACCAACCCUGGAACCGCUCAUCGCAUCGCAAGUGAAGCUGUUCUUGCGAUGGUCAGAUGCCAAUGCGAAGGCACUGCAGUCUGGUCAGAAGGACUUCGUGGUAGAUCUCGGUGGACAGAUGUGGUCUCAGUCGGUAGGAGGGCCCCAGAGAUACCACGCCAAGUCGCUGAAGGAGCUGCGCCGCAAGUUCGCCGCCGUGCCGUCAGGAGCGGAGCGUCAAGAACUUGAGGCGAUCUUGCAGCGCUGCGGCUGCCUAGAACUCUUGACCGCGGAGGCGGAGCCCGCCAAACUCUGA
Messenger RNA from Cladocopium goreaui, 1065 nucleotides. Lineage: Eukaryota; Dinophyceae; Suessiales; Symbiodiniaceae. The record is from the annotation of a GenBank genome assembly.